Messenger RNA from Branchiostoma floridae (Florida lancelet), 2563 nucleotides. RefSeq lists its product as uncharacterized. The transcript has 9 exons. NCBI's taxonomy places the organism in Eukaryota, Metazoa, Chordata, Leptocardii, Amphioxiformes, Branchiostomatidae. The record is from RefSeq and is a predicted model, not a curated record. Bases 105 to 1724 code for a protein of 539 amino acids.
AAUGGCUGGGUCCAAACACGGAAGUGUUGAAGGUCAAUGCGCCCAGGUGUCCAGAUGUACGUCAGCCCGUCUUCUACACGUAGAACAGUGCUGCUAUAAUCAACAUGGCUGACAACGACUUCCGGUGGGGUCAGAUCACCUACACUCUGAGGGAAUUCCUGGACAGUUUCACCUUGCCAAGGAUAGUGAAGGUCACGGAUGGGCAUUAUGGGAAUACCGAAGUGGAGUCACUUGCAGCUGGUCAGAUCGUCCGGAUCCACAGACAGGUCAGGCAGCUGAGGGUGAUCGCAGAGGACAGACACGGCCGCCGUCUCAGCAUUCCUGCAGACCGGAAGGGCGUGGCUUUGUUCGAUGUCGUAUCCGGCGGCAGAGUUCAAGAAUUUGACAAAGACAUAGUGGACAUUCUCCAGACGCACACGCUGCCGCUGAGGGCCCAGUUCUCUCGUGAGAUCGGCUUGAGAAGUACGGACCGGCACGGUGUGCAGAUGUUCGGGGAGCUGACUCUACUGGAGACGUACGAAGAGAAAUACCUGCAGGGGAACUCCUAUUCAGACAGCACGCUGGUUGAGACCGUCCUCCUGAUCCCGAUGUAUCUGACCCUGCGUGUCGCGGUGGCGGAGGGGCUGCUACGGGGCGGCGACAGUGACUGGACAAGUCUGUGUCAGGCUCUUUCUCACACUGCAGACACCGUCAGCUUUGAUGACGUCGUCGGGAACGAAGACGUUUCUCUGUACACGAAGACAUCAGUGGAAGAACAUAACCACAUUUACGAUGAAAUAGAGCCAACCCGCAUCCUUAAAGUCUAUGCUGUGAGAGAUCUGAUGUCGUCUGAGGUUCUUGAUGUCGGAAAGACGUACGCACCACUUCCACCUGCCCCUGAUGAGAAGGAAAAGAAGGGGAAGAAGAAGGAGGAAAAGAAGAAGGCCCCUCCACCUGUACCCUUGAAACCAAAGUCCUUAAGAAGGCCGGCUGGAAUUCCACUGCCCGGAUUGACACCUCAAUCUUUGAAAGGUCAAACAGAUAAACCACAACAGGACAAAAGACCGGUAGUCCAACGGCGGCCUGCCAUUGGACAGCCAUCGACGGACUCCUACCAGACCCUGGUGUUUGAUGACCCGAGUACGACGUGCUACCAGGGGCUGUACAUGGAGGGUGAAGCGGGAGCUGUGCAGGACACAGCAGCUAGUUCACACACUACAGGGAACGUAGCCGGAGCCGUGUCCACACCUGGGAUGCCACGAGUCGAUGAAGCUGCCCCGUCAAGAAAGCCACUACUCCCUCCCCCGGCAGGAGGGGUACCCACGGCCGUAGUCUUCGCCUCUCCUUCUGUCACACACGCACCAAAACCGAAGGAUGAAACCACAAGUACGCCAACAACCAAGGAAAACCUGAAGGAAACAGACUCAGCGCAAAAAGCGGCUAAUCCCAGCUCUUCCGCUGGAAGGCGCUUCAGUGCAGGUGGGGAACAACUGGGAGUCUUCAUCGAAACGUUCAGUGACAUCCCGAAGGACAUGAGGACCAUUACCAUCGCACAGAUGGCAGACUGCCUCCGUCUCUUGAAGCUGGAUAAGUACAUCGCGACAUUUGAAGAAAACAUGGUGGACGGUGACCUGCUGAUGGACCUGGACAAGGCCAUGAUGCGGAACGACCUCAACAUGUCCCCUCUCGACUGUGUCAAACUACUCAAGUUCAGGGACGAAGGCUGGCGUCCAAAGGACCAAUGAACAGGCUUUGGAUACGCCUACGUAUAAAUAUAUUGGCACGCAGAAUCGUCCUGACAUUUUCGUCCACUAAAACAAUGAAGAUCACAUCCGCGCAAGUCAUGGCCAGCUGAGUCAAAUAUGAUGCGCUUCAGUCAAGCACCGCUAGGUACGCUUUUAGUCAAAGCGUUAUCAAUGGUCGGUCAAACAAUCACACUUAAGUUUAAUAUGGAGCAAUUUCAUGAUGGUCGACGCAGACAGAGAUAAAGAAGCUCAAAAGAAUAAUUAGUUGUUGUAAUUGUUAGGUUUCCAAAUGUACGACGGAGAUCACAGCGCAUUUUAUCUAUUUACAUGGAGAGCAACUCUAAAGAGUGAAAUCCAGCCCCACGUAACCAUGUAACAUACGGGCAAAUGAGUAGGAUGAGGGCAAUGUAAAAGGAUCAAGGAUUAUGGUGCCGCCAGCAGUACACGUCUUUAUCAUGAAAUUACUUUUACCAGAAAAUAUAUAAUCAUGCUUCUCCACGCUUGAUAAAUAGGGCCUUCACACUGAAAUCAAAUUAGCAGAUUAAAAAAAGUAAAUUCGUGCGACAUUCGGGGCCAUUCGGGUGGAAUUUCCAAAUGUACUUUAUAUCCCCUUCACGCAAGAAGGAAUGAGCCAGAAUGCCGUCAGAUCUUAAAUUCUUUUCUAUUCCUGGGAAUUCGUAGUGUAUUCUAGAAAUUCUCACUGCAUUCCAGAUAAUCUUUUGGCCACAUAAUUCAAAGUGGCUUGCCGUUUCGGUUCUCCAUCGAAUGAGAUAAGAAUGUUUCGAAUAAUGUUGGAAUGCCGUAUGUAUCACUACAGAAAACACCAUUUGAAACCCACA